This is a messenger RNA of Erigeron canadensis, 1391 nucleotides long. RefSeq names its product protein SOSEKI 3-like. Lineage: Eukaryota; Viridiplantae; Streptophyta; Magnoliopsida; Asterales; Asteraceae. The transcript is spliced from 6 exons. Bases 15 to 1391 code for a protein of 458 amino acids. The record is from RefSeq and is a predicted model, not a curated record.
UUGACAAAGUUAAAAUGCAACAGCCCAAAAUGGAGCCUAACAGGCAACCCGAGACUCGAAAAGUGCCCGUGGUUUAUUAUCUUUGUCGAAAUCGACAGCUCGAACAUCCUCAUUAUCUCGAAGUCUCGCUCGUUUCACCGCAUGGUUUAUACUUAAGAGAUGUGAUUGAAAGAUUUGAUGCUCUAAGAGGAAGAGGCUUGGCUUCAAUGUAUUCAUGGUCUUGCAAGAGAAACUACAAGAAUGCUUUUGUUUGGAAUGACUUGUGUGAAGAUGACUUAAUUGUUCCUGCUAAUGGAAAUGAGUAUGUUCUCAAAGGAUCUGAACUUGUCGAAGAACACGAUUCAGGUCAUUUGGCUUCUGCUAGAUAUAUGAAAUCACAGAAUCUAAAACAAUUACCUGAACAACACCCAUCGAUAACUCGAGCUGAGUGUUCAUUUUCUGCGAAUAUGAACUGUAAAGAGACUAAAGUUUAUGAUGAUGAUGAUGAUGAUGGUUGUGAUCGUUUGACAAGAUACAAGAUCUACAAGACUAAUGGCCUUGUUGAUUCUUCCACUCAAACUGAGGAAUAUGUUAAAGUUAAAAAACCUAAAGAACGAACAACAAGACUUUCCGUUGACAAUGGAGUUCUAGAAUCAUUAUAUGAAGAUUCGCCUCCAUCUUCACCCGGUGCAAGUUCGUUUUCUGGCAAGAUGGACACGUUGGAAUCUUUGAUGAAAGCCGAUGGUAGUAAGCUGAACAGCUCUGAAAGGCUUGUUGACAGAGAAUACAAAAAUCCAACCAACACAAAGCUCAGGGCUUCUAAUAAGUUAUUACAACUGAUCUCCUGUGGGUCUGUUUCGGGUCAAGACCAUGACUUUGGUCGAAGUUUGUCUUGCAGAUCGAGUUCCUUAAAUUCUAAAGUUAUGUCGCGUUUACGCUCAUCUUCUGUGAUAUUGAAAGAGCUUGAUUGCUUGUCAGAAAAUGAUAGAUUUGUGGAUGUGAAAUUGGAAGAUAAGCAGUACUUUAGUGGGAGUUUGAUGGAGACGAAAUCGCUCAAGAAAGAAGAUUUUGGUAGUCUAAAACGUUCUUCUUCCUACACCGCGAACAGGGUCAGUAAGUGUGAUUCAAGAUUAACCCGUAAAAACUGUAUACCGAGAUCGAUCAAGGGCUCACUAAUCAAACAUCCAAGAAGUCAAUCAAUGAGACUACCAGAAGGUCCUAAUUCAUGCACUCUAUCACCUUGUCUAUCCAAUAACAGUAGCAAGAGAAUAACAACAGCCAAGAAACAAACUAAGAGAACAGAAUCCUUCAAUGAUGAUAAGGAGAAUGUAAUGAAAAUCGAAGAAAGGCUUGCUUCAGGUGCCCGGGUUAUCAUCCACUUAAAAGCUAACGAUUCACUAUUGACAUCAUAA